This is a messenger RNA of Emys orbicularis (European pond turtle), 1782 nucleotides long. RefSeq names its product folylpolyglutamate synthase (gene FPGS). Gene Ontology annotation, biological process: tetrahydrofolylpolyglutamate biosynthetic process. Bases 1 to 1782 code for a protein of 593 amino acids. The record is from RefSeq and is a predicted model, not a curated record. The transcript is spliced from 15 exons. Gene Ontology annotation, cellular component: cytoplasm; mitochondrion; cytosol. Gene Ontology annotation, molecular function: ATP binding; tetrahydrofolylpolyglutamate synthase activity. Lineage: Eukaryota; Metazoa; Chordata; Testudines; Emydidae.
AUGGGCUUUCGCGGGCUCCGCGUGCUGCACUCCGCGCUGCGGCUCGUGGCGCAGGCGGCCGCCGGGCAGCGCUGCUUCAGCACCAGGCCGGCCCGCGUGCCCAGGAUGGAGUAUCAGGAUGCCAUCCGGACCCUGAACACCCUCCAGACCAAUGCCAAUUACCUGGAGCAGGUGAAGCGGGAGCGAGGAGACCCCCAGGUGCAGCUGGAGGCCAUGAAAGGCUUCUUGGAGCGAAGUGGGUUAAAGGUCGAAGACCUGGAUCAACUGAACAUUAUCCACGUAACUGGGACAAAGGGCAAGGGCUCGACGUGUGCCUUCACGGAGCGCAUCCUCCGCAACUACGGCCUGAAGACGGGCUUCUACAGCUCUCCCCACCUGGUCCAGGUGCGCGAGAGGAUCCGCAUCAACGGGCAGCCGAUCAGCAAGGAGCUCUUCAGCAAGUACUUCUGGCAGGUGUAUAACCGGCUGGAGGAGACCAAGGACCCCGGCCACGCCAGCAUGCCCGCCUACUUCCGCUUCCUCACCAUCAUGGCCUUCCACGUCUUCCUGCAGGAGAAGGUGGAUCUGGCUGUGGUGGAAGUUGGCAUUGGGGGUGCCUACGACUGCACCAACAUCAUCAGGAAGCCGAUCGUGUGCGGGGUCUCCUCUCUGGGGAUCGACCACACCAGCAUCCUGGGGGACACCAUUGAGAAAAUCGCCUGGCAGAAAGGGGGCAUCUUCAAGCCUGGUGUGCCAGCGUUCACAGUGCCACAGCCUGAGCGGCCCCUGGAGGUGCUGCGGGAGCGAGCCAGGGAGAGCCCGUGCCCGCUUUACCUGUGCCCUGACUUGGAGGCCUUCGAAGAGGACGAUAAGGCACUUCAGCUGGGGCUGGCGGGCGAGCACCAGCGAUCCAAUGCCACUCUAGCCCUGCAGCUCUCCCGGGCCUGGCUGCAGCAGCAGGGGUAUCAGGGUACUGGGGAGCUGAAGGACUUGCAGCCAGGCGCGGAGCUACUAGGCAAGAGACCUGUGCCCCUGGCACCUGCAUUCAGGCCCAGCGGCUCCAUGGUGCAGGGUUUACAGGACACGGAGUGGCUGGGCCGCACCCAGGUGCUGCAGCACGGGGCAGUGACGUGGUUCAUCGACGGGGCUCACACCACCAGCAGCGUGCAGGCCUGUGUGCGCUGGUUCCGCCAGGCAGCCCUCAACGAGGAGAAGCCUGUGGACGGCUCCGAGGUCCGGGUGCUUCUCUUCAACGCCACGGGGGACCGGGACACGGCUGCUCUGCUCAAGCUGCUGCUGCCCUGCCGGUUUGACUACGCCGUCUUCUGCCCCAACUUCACGGAGGUGUCUGUGGUGGGGAACGCAGACCAACAGAACUUCAACGUCACCCUGGAGAACAUGCUGACCCGCUGCCUGGAGAACCAGAAGAAGUGGAACCGGCUGAUGGAGGAGAAGGUGGGGCAGGACCUCUGGCUGUCUCCCCCCAUGCAGGUGGAGGGGGUGGGUGGCCUGCUGAAGCCAGACCCCUUGCGCGGCCCCCUGCUCUUCGUGCCCUCCUCCGAGCGCCCUCUCAACUCCAACUCGCUGGUGUUCCCCUGCAUCUCUCACGCACUGCAGUGGAUCACCCAGGGCAGGGACCCGCACUUCCAGGCGCCCGCCACCAAGGGGCUCCACCUGCACCCCGUGGCGGGCACCGGCGCCGUCUUGCUCAAGGAAGCGGCCGCCAUCCGCGUGCUGGUCACGGGAAGCCUGCACCUGGUGGGCGGUGUCUUGAAACUGCUCGACCAAUCGCUCUCGCAGUAG